AUGAUGGACGCAAAUGUAAUAGCAGCAAUUAAAUUUUCACACUUAUCAAUUGUAAAAAGUACAGAUAUUGAAACAUUAAAAAAAGUAAGGGGUGAUCAUGGUGAGAGUUAUUUACAUUUAGCAUGUUCAGGUGGAAAUGAAGCAAUAACAAGAUAUUUAAUAAAGAUAUUAGGAGCUGAUUUUGAUUUAUCAACAAUUCGUGACAAUGAAUUAAUGACACCAUUACAUUGGGCAUGUUUAGAAGGUAAGCAUUUACCAAUCAAUGUCAUAUUAGAACAUGCAACAAACUAUAGUAGUAGUAAUAAUACAAAUGGUAAUUCUGAAAUCAUUAAAAAAAUUAUAAAUUCAAGUGAUCAUCGUGGUGAAACUCCAUUGUAUUUAGCAUGUUUAAAUGGUUCAAUAAAUUGUUUAAAGAUUUUAUUAAAUAACCCAUUCAUUGAUAUUAAUCAACAAUCUAAAUUUGGUGAGACUGCAUUACAUAUUGCAAUCAUCAAUAAUCACAUGAAUUGUAUUGAAUUGUUAAUUCAAAAAGGUGCUGAUUAUAAUUUACCAAAUCAAAAUGAUCAAACUGCAAAACAUUUAUGGUUAAAAUCACCUUUAUCAAUAAAUAAUACUUAUUUAUUUUAUUCCAAAAAUGAAUUAAUUGAAAUUAUAGAAGAAUUAAAUAAAAAAAUUAAUAAUAAUAAUAAUAAUAAUAAUAAUAAUAAUAAUAAUAAUAAUAAUAAUAAUAAUAUUUGUAAAAAUUGUAAUAAUAAUAAAGAUUUAAUAUCGAUUCAAGAAUCAAAGAAAUUAGUUUGUGAUUCAAUAGAUUUAUUCAAAAAACAAAUAUUAGAUUCUUUUGAUCAUCAGAAAUAG
This is a messenger RNA of Dictyostelium discoideum AX4, 855 nucleotides long. RefSeq lists its product as hypothetical. Bases 1 to 855 code for a protein of 284 amino acids. The transcript has 2 exons. The record is from RefSeq and is a predicted model, not a curated record. Lineage: Eukaryota; Evosea; Eumycetozoa; Dictyosteliales; Dictyosteliaceae.